UCUCUCUGUUUAUAUAAGCAGAGGCUGAAACAGAGCGAGAGAGAGAGAGAGAGAGAACAGAGAGCUGAAAAUCCUCUGAUCUGUUGCCUCUAAAAAAGAAAGUGUUCUGCUUUCAGUCUUCCCUGUGGAAGAAGAAGAAGAGGAGAUAUGUCUCAGCUUUCAGAUCUCAUCAACCUCAGCCUCUCGGAGACCACCAAGAAGAUCAUUGCCGAGUACAUAUGGAUCGGCGGAUCGGGCAUGGACCUCCGGAGCAAAGCCAGGACGCUUGCUGGGCCAGUCACCGACCCGAGCAAGCUGCCAAAGUGGAACUAUGAUGGGUCCAGCACGGGCCAGGCCCCCGGCGAGGACAGUGAAGUGAUCUUAUAUCCCCAGGCAAUCUUCAAGGAUCCCUUCAGGAGGGGUAACAACAUCUUGGUGAUGUGUGAUGCUUAUACCCCUGCCGGGGAGCCCAUCCCUACUAACAAGAGGCACAAUGCUGCCAAGAUCUUCAGCCACCCUGAGGUUGUUGCUGAAGAGCCCUGGUACGGAAUCGAGCAGGAGUACACCUUGCUGCAGAAGGAUACUAAAUGGCCACUUGGCUGGCCUGUUGGUGGUUUCCCUGGUCCACAGGGACCAUACUACUGUGGUGCCGGUGCUGAUAAGGCCUUUGGGAGGGACAUUGUCGAUUCGCACUACAAGGCUUGUCUGUAUGCUGGCAUCAACAUCAGUGGAAUUAAUGGUGAAGUCAUGCCCGGGCAGUGGGAGUUCCAAGUCGGGCCUGCUGUCGGCAUCUCUGCUGGGGAUGAGUUGUGGGUGGCCCGUUACAUCUUGGAGAGGAUUGCUGAAAUUGCUGGAGUUGUCGUCUCUUUCGACCCUAAACCCAUUCCGGGCGACUGGAAUGGUGCUGGAGCUCACUGCAACUACAGCACCAAGUCCAUGAGGAAUGACGGAGGGAUCCAUGUUAUCAAGAAAGCAAUCGAGAAGCUUGGGCUGAGGCACAAGGAGCACAUCUCCGCCUAUGGUGAGGGUAACGAGCGCCGCCUCACUGGAAGGCACGAGACUGCCGACAUUAACUCCUUCUCAUGGGGAGUGGCGAACCGCGGGGCAUCGGUCAGAGUUGGGAGGGACACGGAGAAGGAGGGCAAGGGCUACUUCGAGGACAGGAGGCCUGCCUCGAACAUGGACCCGUACGUUGUCACCUCUAUGAUUGCCGAGACCACCAUCCUGUGGAAACCAUGAAGCAAUCGUAGGACUCAAUUAUUGAUUUCAAAGCCCUGAUGGGGGAGUUUGUCCUUUGAAUUGUCUCUCUGGUGAAUGUUAGAACAUCUUCAGUUUCUUAGGAUUUCUUAGUUCAGUUGGUCCUCAUAUUUGUAAUGUUAUGUGUCAAUGGUGGUAUGUUAUGUGUCAAUGGUGGUCUAUGGGUUUGAGACAGCCACGGCUCUGUCUCUUUGGUUUGAUGGUAUUCACAAUAACUGGACAAUUUAAGGACAUGUUUUCGAUUUUCAAUUA
Messenger RNA from Punica granatum (pomegranate), 1488 nucleotides. The record is from RefSeq and is a predicted model, not a curated record. Lineage: Eukaryota; Viridiplantae; Streptophyta; Magnoliopsida; Myrtales; Lythraceae.